AUGCCGCCCAACGGCACUACCGCAACCCACGAUUCCGCCCCGACCGCCGUGAACCGCAAGAAGCAGAAGCGACGGGAGAAGGAAGCCGCAAAGAGGGCUGCCCAGGACCCGCCUGCGCCUGCCUCUGCGCCCGCGCCUGCGAGAAAUGGUGCCACCCCCGCCCUGGCUCCCGGCGGCCAACAAUAUGCGGAGCCUGAGCUGGAGGAGCCCCCAUACGAAGAAGGCGACUACUACUCGGACGAGGAGUACGAGCACACAUAUGGCGCGAAUGGCGACUACCAACAGGGCUACGGUCAUGCUCCCGUCCGGGGCGGCUCCAGCAAGAAGCCGCGAAGGAAGAAGAAGGCGCCCUCGGGACCUCCUCCGCUUUCCUACUCGCAGCACAGUGCACCGCGCCACAGCCCCGCGCCCAACCAUGCCGUGUCGUCUGGAAUCUCGACGACGCGAUCUGGCCCCAAAAAGGACCGCAUAUGGAACACGUCAUCGGUCGAGGAGCGGGAGCGCAUACGCGACUUUUGGCUGUCCCUGGGCGAAGACGAGCGCAAGUCGCUGGUCAAGAUUGAGAAGGAGGCGGUCUUGCGCAAGAUGAAGGAGCAGCAGAAGCACUCGUGCAGCUGUACCGUCUGCGGGCGCAAGCGCACCGCCAUUGAGGAGGAGCUGGAGGUCUUGUACGACGCAUAUUAUGAAGAACUCGAGCAGUACGCGCACCACCAGCAAGACAUCGGUAGUUUCAUUCCCGAGGCUAAUUAUGGUUAUGCAUCCAGUGCUCCUCACCCGCGGCCCCUGCUAAACGCCCCACCUCCACCCGGCCCCUACGACGACGACGACGAUGAAGAAGAGUACGACUCGGGUGAAGAAGAAGAGGGAGAGUCCGAGUACGACAGCGACAUCUCGUCCGAAGGCGAAUACAGCUCAGGGGAACCGAGUCUACCGCCGCCCGAGCCCACAGACUUUCUUCGCUUUGGCAGCAGUUUACAAGUCAAAGGUGGCAUUCUUACCGUUGCUGACGAUUUGCUCAAGAACGAUGGGAAGAAGUUCAUCGAGAUGAUGGAGCAGCUUGCCGAGCGUAGAAUGCAGCGUGAAGAAGAGGCCCAGUUCCACCAGGCCCAUCCAAACAUGCAGCAUCGUUCGUACAGCGGCCACAGUCACAACGCUCCGCCGCCAGAGGAAGACGACUACGACGACGAGGGCGAAGACGACGAGGAAUACGACGAUGAGGACUACGAGGAGGAUGAAGAGGACGAGGAAGGCACUAUGACUGAGGAGCAGCGCAUGGAGGAGGGCAGGCGAAUGUUUCAGAUAUUUGCAGCGCGAAUGUUUGAACAGCGAGUACUCCAGGCAUACCGUGAGAAGGUAGCUGCAGAACGACAACAACGGCUUCUGGAGGAGUUGGCGGAAGAAGAUAAUCGUAAAGAUGCAAAAGAGGCAAAGAAAGCCAAGGAGGCCCAGAAGCGGAAGGAAAAGAAGGAUAAGCAAAAGCAGUUGAAGGCAGAAGAAAAGGCACGCAAAGACGCGGAACUAGCCGCCAAAGAAGCGGAAGCCAAGGCUGCCGAGGAGAAGCGACUGGAAGAACAGCGCAAAAAGCGAGAAGAGCAACGAAAAAAGAAGGAAGCCGAACGCAAAGCUCAAGAGGAGGAGAGGCAGCGGAAAGAAGCAGAACGCCUCAAGCGGCAGCAAGAAGAGCGGGAACGCCAACAGGAAGCCGAGAGAAAAGCACGCGAACAAAAGGCUCUGGAGAAAAAGGCCAAAGAGGAGGCGAAGCGGAAGGAACGGGAGGAGCGGGAGGCAAAAGAGAAAGAGGCCCGUGAGAAGAAGGCUCAGGAGGAGAAGGAGCGCAAGGAACGCGAAGCAAAGUCCAAGUCCGAAAAGGACCGUACACGCAAGGAGGACCAAGCUGCCCCUGCUCCUGCGAAGAAGACAUCGCAGCCAGUAGCUGUUGCGCUGCCUCCUCAGCUGCUCAAGCAGAAUUCGUCAACAGGAAUGCCUUCGCCGCACGUCACGCCAGCUGUACCCAAAGCCCCAACACCAAAUCGACAGCGCCAGACUUCGCAGCAGAACUCCCACGGCUCCUCUCCGAAGACGCCACAUGCUACAUUAGGAACGAGCAAGUCGACAUCCCCCACCUCACAAGCUUACAAUCAGACACUGCCAAGGUCUAUCCUGACCAAGCCGAACUUGCCACAGAUGCCCACUAUACAUGGCCAGCCAACAUCUCCCAUGCCUCACUUGGGACCACCGCCGGGUAUGCAAGGGCCGCCAGGACUUAACAUGGGGAACAUGCCCCCAGGCCUGAAUGGGUUCGCGAACCAAGGUUCAAUGAUGCCUGGAUUGAUGGGACCACGCUCCAAUAUGCCGCCGUUCUUCCCGCCAGUCGCUCCUCAAAGCUUCCGUGGGUUCCCGCCGCCAGGGAUGCACACACCAGGUGCACUGCCACUCAACCGUGGGUUCCCGAUGGACGGACCGCCAGGCUUCCCUGCACCUCCAGGAUUCUCGACGCCUAUGCCAUCGCCCUUCCCAUUGGGCAUGCCGACGCACUCAAGACAGGGUUCUGGGUCUUUCGAACGAGUCUCCAGCAUUGAAAGCCCGCUCGCCGCUCCUCAAUCACAGCCUAUCCAGCGCCCGGCCCCGAUUCAGCGACCCUCAAGUAUCAAGCCAAGCGACGAGAAUGUUGACGAACUCGCAAGCCAUCUUGGUAGCAAAGCCUUGCUAGACGAUGAUGAGGACGACAUUCCAGAAUUGCCUGAACGCCGCCAGAGUGUGCAACAACAUGGUUCUGUCAGAGCUCCCUCAUUCGGAUUUGCAGAUAUACCAGGCUCGCAAUACGGCUCAUUCGGAGGUCCAGGCGGUGGUAGCAUCUGGGGCACACCGCCAUUGCAAGGCUUCAGCUCGGGUGGUAACUGGGGCAACUCGCCGACUUCAAACAUGUUUGGCAGUCCUCCAUUCCCGAUGGGUAACCCUCGUGUGCAUGAGCGUAGUGGCACCGAACAGCGCAUAGUGUGGCUCCGUCGUACCAUUUGCGCAGUCUGCAAAUCGCUAGCUCUCAGCUCAGACCCGGAAGGCUAUAUAGAUGCUUCCGAGGUGCAUCGCCAAGUCGAUGCAUCCAGGAAUGCCAUGGAGCCUGUUGUGUCCAUGGAUGAGAUCAGGGAGGCUUGCGACAUCCUGGAUGUGGCACAGACCAACGGCGGUGGUACUCUGGAAUACAGAGAGCACAACGGCCGUCUCACCCACAUCAAGUUCAGUGAUGCUGCUCCAGCGCCUCCGUCUCUUGGUGAGAUUGGAAGUCCCGUUCCCAGUCAAAGCGUUCUGGCUGGUGGUGGGUUUGGGAGGUUUCCCGGUCUUGGUCCACAAGGCUUUUGAGGAUUCAUCAGAAUUCUUGCCGUGCCCUUUUGGCAGUAGCUUUAUCAGCAAACUGAUAAACUAUAUUGAGUCUUGCUGGAACUUUUCUUCGACUCUCAGAUAGUCUAGGCAUGCCUUACCUGUAAACGGAGGCAAUCUAGUUCAGUUCUUUCGUGCCAA
Molecule: messenger RNA, 3516 nt
Organism: Pyrenophora tritici-repentis Pt-1C-BFP
Lineage: Eukaryota; Fungi; Ascomycota; Dothideomycetes; Pleosporales; Pleosporaceae
Source: RefSeq, a predicted model, not a curated record